Molecule: messenger RNA, 1215 nt
Organism: Patiria miniata (bat star)
Lineage: Eukaryota; Metazoa; Echinodermata; Asteroidea; Valvatida; Asterinidae
Product: agmatinase, mitochondrial-like
Exons: 8
Coding region: 71-1144 (357 amino acids)
Molecular function (GO): metal ion binding; agmatinase activity
Source: RefSeq, a predicted model, not a curated record
CUAAAGGUCAGCAUUACAUGCAUCGCGUGGCUAUACACUACGAGCUAACUGAUCGAGGUGACAUAUUGAGAUGGCGGGGUACCUGAGAAUGUUAUCAUCACGGCUACAUUUUCCGUUGAAACAUUUGAUCAAUGGAAGUGUUUCACAGACACGUCACAUUAGCUCAAGUUGCCCAACUAAAAACGGUCGACCAUUCAACGAACCAUUGAACGGCAUGGAGUGUGCAAGGGCCGGUGGAAUUGCUACCAUGUACCGACUACCAUUCCAAAAAGACCCAAAAGGACUUGAUGUUGGUUUUGUGGGCAUACCGUUGGACAUAGGAACAUCCAACCGUUCAGGAGCUAGGUUGGGGCCCCGCCAAAUCAGGAUGGAAUCCGUUCUCGUCCGAAACGUCAACACAAUCGGGGCAGCUCCUUAUGAGUCCCUCCAAGUGGCAGACAUUGGUGAUGUCAACAUCAACCUCUACGAUCUCAAGAAGGCCGUUCAGAUGAUCAAGGAGGCCUACGUCAAGAUCUUUGCUGCCGGCUGUACACCACUGACUCUGGGUGGAGACCACACACUCACCUAUCCCAUACUACAAGCUGUCAAGGAGAAAUAUGGCCAGAUUGGACUGGUGCACAUCGACGCUCACAACGACUGCGAGGACAUCAUGUUAGGAGAGAAGAUUGCACACGGCACGCCGUUCCGUCGGUCUCUAGAAGAAGGGAUUAUCGAUCCCAAGAAGAUGGUCCAGAUCGGUCUGCGGGGAUCCGAGGUCUCUGCCAACUGCCAUCAAUGGCAGAAAGAUCUGGGUGUCAAGGUGGUUGUCGUGGAGGAGUGCUGGUACAAGUCUAUGGUCCCUCUCAUGGAUGAGGUCCGGGCGAUGAUUGGGCCCGACAUCCCAGUCUACAUCAGCUUUGAUAUCGACGCUUUGGAUCCUUCAGUUGCACCGGGAACUGGCACACCGGAGCUGGGCGGACUGACAACCAUUCAAGCUAUGGAGAUACUCCGGGGUUGUAGGGGAUUGAACAUCAUCGGCGGGGACAUGGUUGAGGUUUGUCCCGCCUAUGACCCCCUGGGUACCACAGCCUUGAUUGCCGCUAACCUGUUAUUUGAGAUGCUGUGUGUUCUUCCUGGCGUCAAAUAUCACACGAUGCUUCCAUAAUGUAACACCAUGCAGGGAGUCCAGUCCAUCACAAGUCCCUGCAAGUCCAUCACAAGUCCUCCAGGCCCGAU